AUGAUUUGUGUUCGUGAAGUUCAAAAGCUUAAAGGCAGUAACAGACGCUUGUGGACUUUAAGUUGGAACCAUACAGGAUCUGUUUUGAUUUCUGGUGGAGAAGACAGAAUAAUUAAAUUGUGGGCUAAAUGCGACGAAAGAUCAUGGGCUAACAGUUUUACUCUCCCAGAAGCACACAAAAGAUCAAUUAGAUGCGUAACAUGGUCGCCUUGUGGUAACUACGUAGCCUCAGCAAGUUUUGAUGGUACAGUGGCCAUAUGGAAAAUUUCUAAAGAGGCUUCAGGACAUGAAAUGGAGGCACUUGUGACAUUGGAAGGGCAUACUAGCGAAGUUAAGUGUGUUGCUUGGUGUCCAUCCGGUCAUCUGAUAGCCACUUGUGGUCGAGAUAAAAGUGUCUGGCUGUGGGAGUUUGAUGACGAAGAGGAUGUUCAAUGUGUAAGCGUCCUACAGCCCCAUUCACAGGAUGUGAAAUCAGUAGCUUGGCAUCCACACGGUGAGGUUUUGGUUUCCACGAGUUAUGACAAUAAGAUAAAUGUUUACAAAGAGGAGAUUGAUGAUUGGACUGUUUUUGUUCAACUAACUGGACAUGACUCCACUGUGUGGAAAGCAGAAUUUUCCCCAUCUGGAGAUAUUUUGGCAAGCUGCAGUGAUGAUCGAUGUGUUAAACUGUGGGGAUGGGACGGAUCUUGCAGUAAAUCAACUUCUUGGGUGUGUAUCGCUACAAUAACUGGCUAUCACAUGCGUACAAUUUUCGAUUUAAGCUGGUCACCCGAUGGUCAACUAUUGGCUAGUUGUGGUUCUGAUAAUAGAUUAUGCAUUUAUAAAAUGCCAUCUAAUGGUUUGGUUCAUAUUGGCGGGAAACCAUGUUUAGAAGAACCACCUGUUUUAUGGGGUCAUGUUCCGGAUGCUCAUUCAGAAGAUGUAAACUGUGUACGUUGGCAACCUAGGCAUCUAACUGACAACAGUCAUAGCAAAGAUACAUCAGACUGUCAACUAA
This is a messenger RNA of Schistosoma turkestanicum, 997 nucleotides long. The record is from the annotation of a GenBank genome assembly. Lineage: Eukaryota; Metazoa; Platyhelminthes; Trematoda; Strigeidida; Schistosomatidae.